Molecule: messenger RNA, 1233 nt
Organism: Amaranthus tricolor (Joseph's coat)
Lineage: Eukaryota; Viridiplantae; Streptophyta; Magnoliopsida; Caryophyllales; Amaranthaceae
Product: probable pectate lyase 5
Exons: 4
Coding region: 40-1233 (397 amino acids)
Molecular function (GO): pectate lyase activity
Source: RefSeq, a predicted model, not a curated record
UUGUUAUCAGUAGUGGUAAAAAACAACUUAACAAGGGCAAUGCAUUUCUUGUUUCUUUUGUUGUUGACUGUGCUAUCUUUUCCCAUGUUUAUUCACACAUCACUUGUUCUUAAUCCUCAAUUAGUAGUUCAAGAAGUGCAAGAGGCUAUUAAUGUAUCAUCUAGGAGGAAUUGGGUAGUCCCCUCAUGUAUGACAGGAAAUCCAAUCGACGAUUGUUGGAGAUGUGACGAGAGUUGGGAGAAAAAUCGCCAACGAUUAGCAGAUUGUGCUAUCGGCUUUGGUAAAAAUGCUAUAGGUGGUAAAACGGGUAAAAUUUAUGUGGUACAAGAUUCUAGUGAUGAUGCUAUAAACCCUAAAAUAGGUACAUUAAGGUAUGGGGUCAUACAACAAGAACCAUUAUGGAUAGUUUUUUCUAAAGAUAUGGAAAUUAAGCUUAAAAAAGAGUUGAUAAUCAAUUCAUUCAAAACCCUAGAUGGAAGAGGAGCUAAUGUACAUAUUGCUAAUGGGCCAUGCAUACUCAUACAUUAUGUAAAUAACAUUAUCAUACAUAACAUCCACAUACAUAAUUGUAAGAAAGGAAAAAAUGGUUAUGUGAGGUACACCCCUACACAUUAUGGUUGGAGAAACAGAUCGGAUGGGGAUGGAAUCUCUAUCAUCUCGUCUAGCCAUAUAUGGAUUGAUCAUUGCUCGCUAUCGAGAUGCCAUGAUGGCUUGAUCGAUGCCAUACGUGGCUCGACUGCCAUAACCAUAUCAAACAACUAUAUGAUGCAUCAUAACAAGGUCAUGCUUUUGGGGCAUAAUGAUAAAUAUAUACAAGACAAGAACAUGCAAGUUACCAUUGCAUUUAAUCAUUUUGGAGAGGGACUUGUUCAAAGAAUGCCAAGGUGUAGACAUGGGUAUUUUCAUGUGGUAAAUAAUGACUUCACCCAAUGGAAAAUGUAUGCCAUUGGAGGAAGUGCGGGACCAACUAUAAACAGCCAAGGCAACAGAUUUUUGGCUCCGGAUAAUCGCUUGACUAAAGAGGUAACUAAAAGGGAGAGUGCACUUGAAACAGAAUGGAAGAAAUGGAAUUGGAGAUCACAAGAAGAUCUUUUUCUGAAUGGGGCACAUUUUGUAGAGUCUGGGACCGGAAGUGUCUCCGUCUCACCUUACGCAACCGCGAUGAGCUUAGUCGUGCGACCGGCUUCUCUUGUAGCUUCUAUCACAAAGAAUGCUGGUGUCCUCAAAUGCUAG